Onychostoma macrolepis is the source of this 2761-nucleotide messenger RNA. RefSeq names its product fibrillin-1-like. NCBI's taxonomy places the organism in Eukaryota, Metazoa, Chordata, Actinopteri, Cypriniformes, Cyprinidae. The record is from RefSeq and is a predicted model, not a curated record. Bases 116 to 2509 code for a protein of 797 amino acids. Gene Ontology annotation, molecular function: calcium ion binding. The transcript is spliced from 19 exons.
UUCUUGCUUGACUGGUUUUACAGUAACAAAUAGGAGUCGACCAGUCAGCACCAGUAACCCAUGCAAUGUGACUCUACCUUUGACUGAGUAUCUGAUUGAAAUUCAGAUCAAUAGCAUGGACAGCAGCAUCACUGAUCGGCUGAGGAACCUCCUGAUGUUUUUCAGGUCGCCCUACACAAUCAGCGACAGCACUAACAUUACAGAAAUCAACAUAACUACUGUGUGUUCUCUGAAUGAAACACAGUAUCAGUGUAAAUGUGAGGGUCUGUUUGUUUGGCCGAAUGACACGUGUCACUCAUACGAGGCCUGUGAUGUCAUCACUGAUGGUUCAUGUACAUGUAUCAAUGCCCUUCCAGCCGACGGACAGUUCUGCCAAGUACUACCUUCUAAAUACGUGAUUGACAUUGAUGUGAGAUUCUUUGACUUGUUCCUGGUGGACUACUUACGGAAUAUCGUCAGAAAUAUCAGCCUGCCUUUGACUCUGAGAAACAGCAUUAAUAUCACAGAUAUCGACAUGACUACUGUGUGUGGGUUAAAUGGAACAGAAUAUGAGUGCAAGUGUGAGGAGAAUCAUGUUUGGCCCAAUGACACCUGCAGGGCCUAUCAGGUGUGUGAUGGCAUUGUGGGAGGCACUUGUGGAUGUAUUCAAGCUCUCCCUUCAGAGGGUUCACUCUGCCAAAGAGACAUCAACGAAUGUAAAGAUGCAGUGUCAGUGUGUGGUCAAUACUCAGAUUGUAUUAAUAUCAUUGGGAGUCACAUGUGUUCAUGCUGGAGUGGAUUUAAUAUCUCCAAUAAAGACAGUCCUGUGAGCCGCAACAACUCAUGUCAGGAUAUAAAUGAAUGUCUAUUCAGUCCAUCUGUAUGUGGUCCAAAUUCCAUCUGCACAAAUCAGCUGGGAAGUUACAAUUGUUCAUGUCUGGAUGGAUUCACUGCAACAGUUUCAAGUUUCCCCGUCAGCAUCAAUAACAUAUGCACAGAUGUGCAUGAAUGUCUUAACACAUUGGAGGUCUGUGGUCCAAACUCUCGUUGCAUCAACUCAAUGGGGGGUUACAACUGUUCUUGCUUGACUGGUUUUACAGUAACAAAUAGGAGUCGACCAGUCAGCACCAGUAACCCAUGCAAUGUGACUCUACCUUUGACUGAGUAUCUGAUUGAAAUUCAGAUCAAUAGCAUGGACAGCAGCAUCACUGAUCGGCUGAGGAACCUCCUGAUGUUUUUCAGGUCGCCCUACACAAUCAGCGACAGCACUAACAUUACAGAAAUCAACAUAACUACUGUGUGUUCUCUGAAUGAAACACAGUAUCAGUGUAAAUGUGAGGGUCUGUUUGUUUGGCCGAAUGACACGUGCCACUCAUACGAGGCCUGUGAUGACAUCACUGAUGGUUCAUGUACAUGUAUCAAUGCCCUUCCAGCCGACGGACAGUUCUGCCAAGUACUACCCUCUAAAUACGUGAUUGACAUUGAUGUGAGAUUCUUUGACUUGUUCCUGGUGGACUACUUACGGAAUAUCGUCAGAAAUAUCAGCCUGCCUUUAACUCUGAGAAACAGCAUUAAUAUCACAGAUAUCGACAUGACUACUGUGUGUGGGUUAAAUGGAACAGAAUAUGAGUGCAAGUGUGAGGAGAAUCAUGUUUGGCCCAAUGACACCUGCAGGGCCUAUCAGGUGUGUGAUGGCAUUGUGGGAGGCACUUGUGGAUGUAUUCAAGCUCUCCCUUCAGAGGGUUCACUCUGCCAGAGAGACAUCAACGAAUGUAAAGAUGCAGUGUCAGUGUGUGGUCAAUACUCAGAUUGUAUUAAUAUCAUUGGGAGUCACAUGUGUUCAUGCUGGCGUGGAUUUAAUAUCUCCAAUAAAGACAGUCCUGUGAGCCGCAACAACUCAUGUCAGGAUAUAAAUGAAUGUCUGUUCAGUCCAUCUGUAUGUGGUCCAAAUUCCAUCUGCACAAAUCAGCUGGGAAGUUACAAUUGUUCAUGUCUGGAUGGAUUCACUGCAACAGUUUCAAGUUUCCCCGUCAGCAUCGAUAACACAUGCACAGAUGUGCAUGAAUGUCUUAAUACAUUGGAGGUCUGUGGUCCAAACUCUCGUUGCAUCAACUCAAAGGGGGGUUACAACUGUUCUUGCGUGACUGGAUUUACAGUAACAAAUAGGAGUCGACCAGUCAGCACCAGUAACCCAUGCAAUGUGACUCUACCUUUGACUGAGUAUCUGAUUGAAAUUCAGAUCAAUAGCAUGGACAGCAGCAUCACUGAUCGGCUGAGGAACCUCCUGAUGUUUUUCAGGUCGCCCUACACAAUCAGCGACAGCACUAACAUUACAGAAAUCAACAUAACUACUGUGUGUUCUCUGAAUGAAACACAGUAUCAGUGUAAAUGUGAGGGUCUGUUUGUUUGGCGAAUGACACGUGUCACUCAUACGAGGCCUGUGAUGACAUCACUGAUGGUUCAUGUACAUGUAUCAAUGCCCUUCCAGCCGACGGACAGUUCUGCCAAGUACUACCCUCUAAAUACGUGAUUGACAUUGAUGUGAGAUUCUUUGACUUGUUCCUGGUGGACUACUUACGGAAUAUCGUCAGAAAUAUCAGCCUGCCUUUAACUCUGAGAAACAGCAUUAAUAUCACAGAUAUCGACAUGACUACUGUGUGUGGGUUAAAUGGAACAGAAUAUGAGUGCAAGUGUGAGCAGAAUCAUGUUUGGCCCAAUGACACCUGCAGGGCCUAUCAGGUGUGUGAUGGCAUUGUGGGAGGCACUUGUGGAUGUAUUCAAG